Molecule: messenger RNA, 1512 nt
Organism: Punctularia strigosozonata HHB-11173 SS5
Lineage: Eukaryota; Fungi; Basidiomycota; Agaricomycetes; Corticiales; Punctulariaceae
Gene: Pslcc12
Product: laccase
Exons: 24
Coding region: 1-1512 (503 amino acids)
Molecular function (GO): copper ion binding; oxidoreductase activity
Source: RefSeq, a predicted model, not a curated record
AUGCUGGACACAGUGCUACUCGCUCUGGCUUUGUGUGUUUGCCUUGUGCGAUCCUCCACCGUGCAUUACACUGCACGGGUCGCAAACCACUUUCUUCAGCCGGACGGUUUCAAUCGAAGUGGAGUCUUGGUCAAUGGCCAGUUUCCUGCCCCCUUAAUAUCUGCUACGAAAGGAGAUCAACUAUCCGUCAACGUGCUGAACUCUCUGACGAACUCCACCAUGGAACUGGGGACCUCGGUGCACUGGCACGGGAUACUCCAGCACCGUACAGCAUACGCAGACGGUGUGGCAUUCGUCACGCAAUGCCCCAUUCGUCCCCAGAAGUCCUUCAUGUACAACUUCGGGCUGACGAACCAAGCAGGGACAUUCUGGUAUCACUCUCAUAUAUCUUUGCAAUACUGCGAUGGCCUUCGAGGACCUCUUGUAAUCUACGACCCCGACGAUCCACACCGCACUCUCUAUGACGUAGACGAUGAGAGCACAAUCAUAACCAUCGGCGAUUGGUAUCACCUAACGGCCGCUUUAACUAAACUCAACAGGCCUCCGGACACGACGGUGAUAAAUGGUCUCGGGCGGUAUGCCGGUGGGCCUCUGGUGCCUCUUUCAAUCGUCAAUGUCCAGCACGGUACUCGCUAUCGUUUCCGCGUAUUGAACAUCGCGUGCUUCCCGUUUUACACGUUUUCCAUCGACGGGCACAAGCUCACCGUCAUUGGAGCGGACGGGACCUCGGUUCGGCCGGUGACGGUUGAUUCUAUCGAUAUCCAUGCGGGGCAGCGUUACUCUGUUGUGGUUCACGCCGAUCAGCCCGUCUCGAAUUACUGGAUAAGAGCAAAUCCGAACCUCGGCACUCUUGGAUUCGAGAAUGGAACGAACUCGGCAAUACUCAGAUACCACGGGGCGCGACCGGUCGAUCCGGAUACCACCGCAACCACGACCAAUUUACUGAAAGAGCAGGAUCUGCGACCUCUAGUCCCCUCAUCGAUUGGGGACAAGGUCGAUGUCGCUCUAAACCUCGAUAUUGAAGAGGCUGGAGAGUUUGGUAAUUUCACCGUGAAUGGCGUACAAUACAAUCCACCUCCUUUGCCCGUUCUCCUUCAAAUCCUCAGCGGCAAGUUCUCCGCGAGCGACCUGCUUCCUGAGGGCAGCGUCUACGUUUUGCCUCGGAACAAGCUGGUCGAGAUAUCUAUGCCAGGGCAGGGACAAUUUCCUCAGCAUCCCGUACAUUUGCAUGGGCACUCUUUCGAAGUAAUUCGUAGCGCCGGGUCGUCCGAGGUCCAUUUGAUUGACCCUCCCGCUCGGGAUGUGGUCAGUUUGGGAGCAGCUUCAGACAAUGUAACGAUCAGAUUCAGAACCGAUAAUCCAGGACCGUGGCUACUUCAUUGCAGCCACAUCGACUUCCAUCUUCAAGCAGGGCUUGCGAUCGUUCUCGCCGAAGCCCCCGAGGAUCAAGUUACCGGUCCGGAAUCUCAAAUCAUCCCUCCGUCUUGGAAGCAGCUGUGCGAGGAGACAUGA